This is a messenger RNA of Microbotryum saponariae, 312 nucleotides long. The record is from the annotation of a GenBank genome assembly. Lineage: Eukaryota; Fungi; Basidiomycota; Microbotryomycetes; Microbotryales; Microbotryaceae.
AUGGGCAGCAAAAGAGUUGCGGUGCGGUGCGGGAACGGUAAGUCGGUCAUCAUCAGCUAUCUGUUUGCAUCGACGCAAAGCUUCGGCCGGGCUCGAGUAUUCAGGAUGCGAAGACCACAUCUUCCACCGCAGGGAAGCUCCGACCUGGAUCAUUGCGCCUUCGAGCCCAAGGAGGAUCUGCAGAACAAUCUGCUUUACGAUAUUUUGGUCCAGAUCGUUGCGGGGAUUAUGCGAGACAGAUCCGCCGCGUUGCAAUGGCCAGAACGAAAUCUCGAUCCCAACGACGAUGAUCAUCGCGUGGUGGUGGGGUGA